UUUCUGUUUCUACCGGUUACGAGCAAUCAACAUCUACAGGAUCCGGAAAGUUACAAUAAUAAUGCAAUUUCAAACAGCAGAAGAAAAGGACGCAUCUGAAAGCACAAAUCAGAGCAUCAGAUCCGUCAAUUAGAUGGUUUUCUUCUUCGUUAUCAUAUUCUAAUGUCGACCUUAAUCGCCAAUUCGCCAUCAGGGACGCUGCUCAGAACGGCGGAGACUACUCCCCGGCCAAGGAGAAGGCGGUGAGCAGAGGAGUAUAAAAUGGCCGCUUGCCGCUCCUCCACCGCCGCAUGCGGCAUUUGUUCCGCGGCUGUAGGUUUAAGCUCCUGUUUUCCAUUUGCCUCCUCUGCGCCUUGGUUUGGUUCCGUUCUCGAAUCGGCUGUUUCAUGGGCUGGAACCCUCAGUAUCCUUCCUCUGUCUAUUCUCCUUCUCGGGGUGGGUACACGGUGCUUAUCAACACAUGGAAGAGAAAUUCAUUACUUAAUUAAGCAAGCAGUUGCUCAGUAAUCAGUAUGCAUCUUGCAAGGGGACUGAUGCAAUGUGUGGAGUGAAAGUAAUCUACCAUCUGAAGGUUCAAGUCAAUAGAAGAUCUUAGAACAGAUCAAUAUUCUCGGUUGAUGAUGAUGCAAUAGUUCCAUGCCAUACACUGGAUUUUGCAUUUAGUGUAUGGCAGACUGCUCCACUCACAAUGGUCGGAUUUGUUCCUCAUAUGCAUUGGCUAGUCGAGGAGCACGAAAAUAGUGUGCCAUAUAUUAUAAAUAUGGAGGAUGGUGGUCAGUUUGGUGGAUGGGUACUUACAGUAUGGUUCUCUCAAAAGCAGCAUUUUUCCGCAGAAAAUACUUGGACUUGUAUGCUUCCCAAAUGCCCACAUCAAUUCAUGAUUAUGUAACCACGGAGAGGAAUUGUGAGGACAUUGCAAUGUCUCUGCUUGUUGCAAACACCACUAGUGCUCCUCCAAUUUGGGUCAAAGGGAAGAUAUACGAGAUUGGCUCGAGUGAGAUAAGCAGUCUUAAAGGGUACAACGACAAGAGAAAUAAAUGUCUCAAAGAUUCCAUUUCGCUGUAUGGAACUAUGCCUCUGGUCUCAACAAACUUAAAGGCUGUGGAUGCAAGAAGCCAAUGGUUCUGGUAACUAUUUACCUGUGAUUUAGUACACUACAUUGUUUCCUUGUAUAGAAUGGCCUUCUGUACACUCAGUUGUGGAAUACAUGGCACGCACGCACGCACGCAAACAUAUGUUAUAGUCAUUGUUGUUUCUCUGAGAAACUUAAUAUAGAUGCCAGCAGUCCAGCACUGACCCUUUCAAAAAAAAAAAAAA
This is a messenger RNA of Ipomoea nil (Japanese morning glory), 1317 nucleotides long. Its product is annotated as glycosyltransferase family 64 protein C4-like. The transcript has 6 exons. Gene Ontology annotation, molecular function: glycosyltransferase activity. Gene Ontology annotation, cellular component: membrane. The record is from RefSeq and is a predicted model, not a curated record. The coding region runs from base 787 to 1131 and encodes 114 amino acids. NCBI's taxonomy places the organism in Eukaryota, Viridiplantae, Streptophyta, Magnoliopsida, Solanales, Convolvulaceae.